CUUCCUUCCAAUUCCCCAGUCGCCGGCCCUUCUUAGUGCUGCCUCCUCGCGGAUCUGCUUCUAGAAGCUAGCCGCCCUGUUACCCACCAGCCCUCCCCGGUAAAACUUCCACUGCCUUUGCAAUCUUUCCGGUCCUCGGUCCCAUCUACCAUCUACCCGCAGUACUCAGGUCCGACGUUGACUUCCUCCUUUGCCCCCCUCCCAUGGUCUUUUCCAUAAGAAAGAACAAUCGAAGUCGAUCGAGUUCGCUUGCCCUCAGUCCCUACGCAUCCUGUCCGGAUUUCCAUCAUGUCGAACACCAUCGGCUCAGCAUGGCGGUCCUUCUGGCAUACGAUGACUUCUUAUGAUCGCCAUGCAUCCCAUGACUCGCCAUAUCGGACGGGUAGGCAUGUGCCUCUGAGCCAAAGUCGACACGAGCCUCUCACAUCCAUUGCAACAAGCGCUAUCGAAUCUCGACCGGAUCUGACCUCUCCGUAUGACGAUGACCAGCUGAAAGGCGCAAACGGCUGGUCUGGCUCCCCUACAGGGGCUGGCUCACCCAGUCGCCCAUACUCCCCUGGCAUGCGAUCCAUGUCGUCUCAGAAGCGCCAAUCCGCGGACCCCAAUGCGGACGGGAUCCCGGAGAUUCAGAUGCAGAGUUUCCACGAUGGUGCUCCGCCCCCUCCACCAAUCGCUCAUUCGUGGAGGAAAAUUGAAAAAUGGUUGGAGAAUAAUUACACAGAGCUUUGGGAUAAUCUAUGCGAGGGUUGUACCCAAAAUGACAUCAACGAACUGGAGCAUGAAUUGGACUGCAGCCUGCCAUUGGAACUGCGGGAGUCCCUGAUGGUUCAUGACGGUCAGGAGCGUGGGGGUCUUCCCACCGGUGUCAUCUUUGGCUGUAUGCUCUUGGACUGCGAGGAGAUUGUUCAAGAAUGGAAGAACUGGAGGACAGUCAAUGAGGAAUUCUUGAGCUCAGCUAUGAUGAACCCUCCCCCCCCGAAAACCACUCCCAGUUCUUCGUCUGCCGCGCCGCCUGCCCAGAAUUCCAACCCCAUGUGGAGAAAUGACUUGCUCGAGCGACAGGACUCGCAGCCCCCGGGUGCGGUCCAGAAGGCCUAUGCCCACCCUGCUUGGAUACCUUUGGCCCGCGACUGGGGCGGCAACCAUGUCGCUAUCGACUUGGCCCCAGGGCCUGCUGGAAAGUGGGGUCAGGUUAUCAUCUUCGGUCGGGACUACGAUUGUAAAUACGUUGUCGCUCGGUCCUGGGCUGCCUUCCUCGCUACGCUAGCGGAUGACAUCUGCAGUGGCAAGGUCUCUGUGGAUGAGGAAACGAGUGAGAUGAAGCUUUUGGAGUUCAAGUCGCAAAAUGUGGAACCCCCUUACUUGGAAAUCCUACGGUGGAGAACAGAUCAAAAGUAUGGCAGGAGACCACCUAGGCGCAAGGCUGCGAACGGUCUGGGCUUAAGUACGGGCGGCAAGAUGGGUAAGGAAUCGCCGUAUGGCAGUCCGACGCCUAGUGAAGAGCGUGGAAGGUCGCCGCAUCGGUUCCCAAAUCGUGGGUCUACCCAGAGCCCUAAGACUCAGUUUGGCAUCUCGAGUCCGCUGGCUCGUGUUACAGAGGAGGCAACAAGUCCUGUGCAAACCAUUGAGGAAGCUGAGGCCCCAGAGCAGGCGGCCAAUGAGAACGAAGAAGAGCCCUCGUCAGAUGACUUGAUGGAGGUAGCAACUCCUCGAAUCACUGGAAAGGAGAAUGACGGAGUUGCAAAGAACGAGGAAGGCCACCAGUCAUUGGAAUCAGACAAGGCGCAAAAGCGUGGAUCGAAUCAGCCGACCCCGGCCACUGGCUUGGACGCCGAGGCCUUGGGUGAAAUGAAAAAUGUGGUGAUCUAGAUCUCGUUUUGAGCGGUUGUCGCUUUACUCCUUUUCCCGGCUCGCCCAUUUCAUCUGUAUCAUGAGCACCUUGCUUUUGCGUUCUAAUGAGGAGUUUUCUGAC
Aspergillus sclerotioniger CBS 115572 is the source of this 1972-nucleotide messenger RNA. RefSeq names its product SMI1/KNR4 family protein. Gene Ontology annotation, biological process: regulation of fungal-type cell wall biogenesis; cell wall biogenesis. Lineage: Eukaryota; Fungi; Ascomycota; Eurotiomycetes; Eurotiales; Aspergillaceae. The record is from RefSeq and is a predicted model, not a curated record. The coding region runs from base 289 to 1869 and encodes 526 amino acids. Gene Ontology annotation, cellular component: mating projection tip. The transcript is spliced from 2 exons.